Molecule: messenger RNA, 2331 nt
Organism: Carassius auratus (goldfish)
Lineage: Eukaryota; Metazoa; Chordata; Actinopteri; Cypriniformes; Cyprinidae
Product: stAR-related lipid transfer protein 7, mitochondrial-like
Exons: 8
Coding region: 247-1449 (400 amino acids)
Molecular function (GO): lipid binding
Source: RefSeq, a predicted model, not a curated record
GAAACAAAAAAAUUAUUUUUUAACGCUCAUGCAUUUUAGUUGUCCGUUAAAACCUGUCGUUUACUAUUUUGCAAGAUAAUCGCUAGUGCAUGUCAACUUGACAUUGCGUUGCACUUAGCUCAGUCAAAUCAAUAAAUGGGAACUAAUCUGUAUAGUAAAUCUUUGUUUUUUAGCUAAUUCAGGGCGCAUUAAAGUCACUUCAAAGUCAACUCUAGAAAUCAUCGAGUCGUGGUUCUAGAAACAAAGAUGUUCCCCUCCGUCCAGCAUCGUCCCGUGUGCAGUAUAGGGGCCAGAGCGGUGCGUCUGCAAAACUUUAGCACUUUUAAACAAAGUGGUGCGAUAGAUAGCAAAUCGUGGAGUUUGUCGUGGCUGGGUGAGCGCGUGGGCCUGCUGCUGUCAUGGCUCCAAAAAACAGGAAGGGGAACAAACAAGCUAGCCUCCGACAAAAAGAAAGAGAGACUGUUGUCUAUAUUCGCCAACCACUGUAGUUUUGUGACAGGCCAAAGGCUGAGAAGGGCCUUUCAGAUCGGAGAGCUGUACUCAAACCUGUACUCUGAGAGGAGCAGGUGGACACUCGUGGGACACAUAUGGAGACGCCUGCAGAGCAAACACGCCCCCGCCGGAAAACUGAUAGCAGCAUUGGCUGGGGUCUUCAUGUGGGAAGACCAGAGGAUUGGAGAUGAUGAGCUGAGAAGGUGUGCGUGGGAGCUGCAGGCACUGGAGUCGGCGAGAAGCCAGAAUGUGACCCCAAAGACCACUGUGCAUGUGGAUCCAGACUGGGAGGUGGUCAUGGAGAAGAAAAACUUCAGGGUUUGGAGGAGACCCAUCCAGGAUAGCCAUCUUUUUGAAUACAGAGUGUUUGGUUCAUAUACAGACGUCUCCCCCCGGCAAUUCUUCAAUGUUCAGUUGGACACAGAGUACAGAAAGAAGUGGGACGCACUGGUUAUUAAAUUGGACGUGGUGGACAGGGACGUCAACACCGGCACCGAGGUCAUUCAUUGGGCAACACAUUUUCCAUAUCCCAUGUACUCCAGAGACUACGUCUAUGUGCGCCGGUAUCAUGUUGACAUGGAGAACAACUUAAUGAUCUUAAUCUCCAGAGCCGUCAGACACCCCAGUAUUCCAGAGACCCAGGAGUUCGUCCGAGUUCACUCUUAUCAGUCCAAGAUGGUCAUCCGGCCACACCGGUCAUUUGACGAGAAUGGCUUUGAUUACCUGCUGACUUACAGCGAUGAUCCCCAGACGGUCUUCCCUCGCUAUUGCGUCAGCUGGAUGGUGUCUAGUGGCAUGCCAGACUUCCUGGAGAAGCUUCACACCGCCGCCCUCAAAGCUAAAAACAUGGACGUCGGUGUCCAGGACUACGUCAGCAUCAUAAAAUCCACCCAACCCACCCAAGAACGACUAGCUGACAACGCUCACACCGGAGGACCGAGUCAGAUCUACGCCUGAGCGUCUGGCCACAGCGAUUGAUACACUGUGGUAAAAUGACCCAGAACAGAGCAUUUUUUGCUUAUGCGAUCAUUCAUUGAAGCCAUAAAGAAAUCCAUUUCUUAAAUUCAUCUAUGCCAUUGAUCAGUCCUGCACUAGCUGUCAUACUAAGUGUUCACGUCUCAUUUUGUAUGCUGUUAGUUUGCUUCCUCUUUCUGUAGGGUACUGAGAUGAGCCAAAAUAAUGGCAUGUAUUAAUUGUAGAUUCUCCUGCCAAAGCAGCUUUUCACUCCGCAUUUACAGCACGAUCAUCAGAAUCCAUCAUGCUGUUGAGAUGCUGAAAAACAACAGACCAUGUACUCGCCUAACAAGGUUCAACUACAGGAAAGCCACUUUUUUCCAGUUUAUACUGUGAUGAACUAACUGCUCUCAGCAGAACCAGAUCAACUCACCUUCGUCCUCAUUUAGCGUGUGAAUGUUCACUGCCAGUAAAACCCAAACAGCCUUCACAGGAUCACCAAAACUGUGUCUUAUGCCGACCGCAGCAUCCUCACGAUCAGGCUCGGCUUCCUCCUGUGCUCUAGAGGGCUGUUUGAAGUCGAAAACAUCUUUUCUACUCUGAACUCCAGCAAAUAAGGACACUGGGAUUUGAUGUUGUAACGAAAGUGGAAGGACAGUGCACAAGUCGACAUGCAAAUGCACUGCAGGAUGGAUUUUGUGCUAGGAAUUAGGGGGUGUAUUAAUUAUUAUUAUUAGUAUUUGUUUUUUGUGAAUGGGAAUCCACUGUGAUGGGAUUGUGUGUGUCAUACAUGUUUAAUGUAAUACAAAUUGAUUGGUUCAGUCACGCUUGGCUUAUUGAUGCAGAUUACACUGAAUGGACAACUCUUGUCCUGUUUGGUCUCCA